CAACAAUCUGAAAGCUCAUGUUCAUAACGCUCGACAAAGUAUAUACAGUGCUUGUGGUCCGGAUUUUACAGUCUGCCAUGGGUGCAGCCGCAUGGCAAUUGAACUGCAGUCUGCCAUGUAUACAGCCGCAUGGCGAUUGAACUGCAGUCUGCCAUGUAUACAGCCGCAUGGCGAUUGAACUGCAGUCAUGACCCAUUGCCUGAUCAGUGUUGCCAUCAAAACUCACGGCACUUGGAAAGUCAGAGACACGUUCAGCAAAGUGCAAGAACAACCGCUUCAAUUCGACAACUCCACGAUCUCCACCAAUUCAAAAAUCCCUUUGCCUUUUGAUAGUCCAACGUACCAAACCUGGACUUUCUCACGGUUUAUAUAUGAGGUCUCCGUACGCACACAACGACCUCACCCCCACGUGCCUACAAUCAGGUACAUGGAGAAUGUCUUGGAACUGGUUACAUGCGACUGUCGUUUGGUGAGAGAUAGGCAAGCAGCCAGUCAGCCUGCCAGGUCCCCCACAAGAGCCGCACUCGCUUGCCCGUAUUUUGUGAGGCUGAUUAUUGAUCGAGAGACCACUCCGUGCUUGGCAGGCGGUUCCGGUGGAUCUGCUCUUCCCGGAUCUGGGGGACACGAGCGGUCAAGGUGAAAGAUUUUGAAAGAAACGACUGCAUUCUCUUCCUGAGGAGCAUUGACAUACUUAUUGUACAUGCAUGAUUAUUCGCAGCAUGUGUCUGCAGAACUGUUCCCACGCGUAUGGGGUCAGUUUCGGAUCCUUUCGUGCCUGGCAACACACGGAGCUGUUCGCCGAUUGUGU
Aureobasidium pullulans EXF-150 is the source of this 808-nucleotide messenger RNA. RefSeq lists its product as uncharacterized. The record is from RefSeq and is a predicted model, not a curated record. Lineage: Eukaryota; Fungi; Ascomycota; Dothideomycetes; Dothideales; Saccotheciaceae. The transcript has a single exon. Bases 188 to 640 code for a protein of 150 amino acids.